CCAUUGAGGAUUGGUUCAAGCACGCGUCAGUCGACACAUUACUAGUAGUUCCGCCCAAAUUUGCCCUGCUAUGAUCAGGUUUGGUUGUAGAGCGCGGUUUGCAGUGUGAUGGGGUCGAGGCCGGGGCUGAUGCUUUGACAGCUGGAGAAAGACAGCGAAAAGCGAUAGCGGGAGGAGGGCGAGUGCGUGAGUGUGUGGGGGAGCAAAAGAAAGCAAAAAAAAAAAAAAAAGAGGCGUUAGUGUAGUGGAUCAUCAGUGUAUAUACCAUGUUCGCCAAAGGCAAGGGCUCGGCGGUGCCCUCGGACGGGCAGGCACGGGAAAAGUUAGCAUUAUACGUAUAUGAAUAUUUACUACACGUAGGGGCACAGAAAUCGGCACAGACAUUCUUAUCGGAGAUUCGGUGGGAGAAAAAUAUCACGUUAGGGGAGCCUCCUGGGUUUUUGCAUUCAUGGUGGUGUGUGUUUUGGGACCUUUACUGUGCAGCUCCAGAAAGAAGAGAUACUUGUGAACACUCAAGUGAAGCAAAAGCUUUUCAUGAUUAUCCUUUUAUGUCGCCACGAUACGCAGGAGGCCCAAGGCCCCCCAUCAGAAUGACAAACCAGCCUCCAGGAGGUGUUCCAGGUUCUCAGCCUUUACUGUCCAAUUCAAUGGACCCAACAAGACAACAGGGUGAGCUAAACCUUCAUGGACACCUUUAUAGGCUGUCUCCUCCACCUUCAAUGGGACCGGAUGGUCCUGAUCCUUGGUUAUCGUUGCAGACCUAUGGCGGCGGAAUGAGACCUCCACCUAAUUCCAUAGCACCAGGAAUGCCUGGCAUUAACAUGGGUCCUGGGGCUGGUCGACCAUGGCCUAAUCCUAAUAAUGCAAAUUCAGGGCCCCCUGGUGGUGGAGGUCCUCCAGGAACACCUAUCAUGCCUAGUCCAGCGGAUUCCACAAAUUCAGGUGACAACAUGUACACAAUGAUCAAUCCAGUACCGCCUGGAAGCAGCCGCUCAAAUUUCCCGAUGGGACCAGGGUCUGACGGCCCCAUGGGAGGAAUGGGUGGAAUGGAGCCACAUCACAUGAACGGAUCACUAGGGUCAGGAGAUAUUGAUGGACUCCCUAAGAAUUCUCCAAAUAACAUAAGCGGCAUUAGUAAUCCUCCAGGCACUCCACGAGAUGACGGUGAAUUAGGAAGCAACUUCCACCUUCAUUCCUUUCCAAAUGACAAUUAUUCUCCUAGCAUGACGAUGAGUGUGUGAUUCCUCCUUUCCCUCAUUUAUGACAGAAGGAAUCGGCUGCCAUGGGGAAGACAAAAUUAUGCAAGAAGAAGCAAAGCAGUUUGGCAAGGAACCGGGGGAGUACCCCAGUUUUAGUUUCAUGCAAUAAAAGGCUGAACUUCUCUUAUCAGUAAAACAUGAAGGACAACAAAUCCAAGAACCGUUCUUAUUGGCGGAUUACAUCUCUACAUGACAAGUUUUUGUUUUCUGGGAGUGGGGGAAACAAACUGAAGCUUCUAGCACCCAAGCUGACCUCCACUAUGUCAUUUUACAUUUGUGCUGUGCUACUCAAGGAAGAUAAAUUGAGACCUCGUGUUUUGUUGUCACCCCUUUUUUUAAAAAAGAAAAAACUAAACAAAAAGGACAGUUAUCAGAAAGAUGGGUUUUGUGGUUGAUGGCCUGUUAGCACAGUGCUUCCUUUUCCAGCUGCAGUAUAUUUUCGUUGAAGAAAUGGCAUUCUCUUUGGGGUCACAUGGAUGAAAUGACCCAUACCAUGAUAAGAUCACAACGUCUCUCAAGGACACGUACUGUGGUCAUUUCCACCUUGCACUCUCAACCAGCAUUGUCUGUUGCACUGAUUGUAGUAAGCCUGCCAGUCCCAUGGUGUGUUUCAUGGAAGUUUUCUCAUUUUAGCAGCAAGAAACAGAGACAAACUGUGGAUAAAACAGCUUAAGGAGAUGUUAAUCUCAUGUGAUCUUAUAAGGAUUUCACUUGUACGUACAUGCCUUGAAACUGAAUAGUGAUAUUUUUAUUCUCUUUGCAGUUACGUAGGUUAUUUUAAGUUUACUUCCUGUUGUGGUGCGGGAACUACAAAACCGUAACAGAAGUCAUGAAAAGACAUGCUUGGAAGGAGUACUGAGAUCAUUUGUACAGACAAUACGCUACCCUGCAGUUUUUGUUUUUAAAAAAAAAAAAAACUCCAGUCCUACACCAUGUAUAUUCUAUGUAAAAUAUUAUCUGCCUGGACAUAACUGUGCUGGUUCUUGAGAACAUUGUUGCUGUUUUUUGUGUUUUCUUACAUUGUAGUCUGGUUCUAAAUAAGAAAGACAAAAGUAAUUAUUAUA
Molecule: messenger RNA, 2323 nt
Organism: Protopterus annectens (West African lungfish)
Lineage: Eukaryota; Metazoa; Chordata; Ceratodontiformes; Protopteridae
Gene: SSBP3
Product: single stranded DNA binding protein 3
Exons: 17
Coding region: 267-1241 (324 amino acids)
Biological process (GO): positive regulation of transcription by RNA polymerase II
Cellular component (GO): nucleus
Molecular function (GO): single-stranded DNA binding; protein binding
Source: RefSeq, a predicted model, not a curated record